GAAGUUUGGGCACAGAGACACAGAGGCAAGAGACAUGUGAAGGCAGAGGCAGAGACUGGAAUGAUGCAGCUGCAAGCUAAGGAAUGCCAAGGACGGCCAGCAACCACCAAAAGCUAGGAGAGAGGCAAGGAAGGAUUUUCUCCUAGAGUCAUCAAAGAGAACAUGGCCUGCUGACAUCGUGAUUUCAGAUUUUUAGCCUUCGGAACUGUGAGAAAAUAAAUUCCUGUUUUUUUAAGCCAUCCUGUUUGUGGUAAUUUGUUAUGGCAGCCUCAGGAAAUGACAACGUCAGCCAGUGGCCAGGGAGGACCUGAAGCCUGCCAACAGCCACGUGAGUGAGAUUGAAAGAGAAUCUUCUGCCGCCUGCUGACAGCUGGGCUGACUGAGCUCGGAAGUGGAUCCUCUCCUGUCCCAGUCAAGCCUUGAGAUGACUGUAGCCCUAGACGACAACUUGAUUGCAGCCUGUGAGAAACCUGGAGUCAGAGGUACCUACCAAAGCCACUCCUGGAUUUCUGACCCCCAGAAACUGUGAGGUUAGCAACAUUCUUCUGCUCCAGUACACCUGAGGAAUGUGAGCGACUCACUAAGACAGCGGCAACGAAUAGCAAAUACUGCAUGAAGAACAGAUUUAAGAUAAAAUAGACUACCCAGAAAACAGCCUCCGCCGCACUGCACUGAGUAUAUGCAAACACAUCAAGGAAAAAGCCUGCUGGAGGUGAUGCUUCUGUAAAGCGAAGGAGAAGAGACGGCGUGAGAAUGUCAGCCCUCAACUGGCAGCCGUUUGUGUACGGGGGUCUGGCCUCCAUCACGGCCGAGUGUGGUACCUUUCCGAUUGAUUUAACCAAGACCCGGCUCCAGAUUCAAGGCCAGACGAACGAUGCCAACUUUAAAGAAAUUAGGUAUCGAGGAAUGUUGCAUGCACUCGUGAGGAUAGGCAGAGAGGAAGGGCUGAAAGCGCUGUAUUCGGGGAUUGCCCCCGCGAUGUUACGCCAGGCAUCCUAUGGCACCAUCAAGAUAGGCACUUACCAGAGCCUGAAGCGAUUAUUUGUUGAACGCCCAGAAGAUGAAACCUUACCCAUAAAUGUCAUAUGUGGAAUUCUCUCUGGAGUCAUAUCCUCAACCAUUGCUAAUCCAACUGAUGUUUUGAAAAUUCGGAUGCAAGCACAAAGCAACACCAUUCAAGGAGGCAUGAUAGGCAACUUCAUUAACAUUUACCAGCAGGAGGGAACAAGAGGACUGUGGAAGGGUGUAUCCCUUACUGCUCAGAGGGCUGCUAUUGUUGUUGGCGUGGAGCUGCCCGUCUAUGACUUCACCAAGAAGCAUCUGAUUCUCUCGGGCCUGAUGGGAGACACUGUAUAUACCCACUUCCUUUCAAGCUUCACCUGUGGUCUGGCGGGGGCCCUGGCCUCAAACCCUGUUGAUGUUGUGAGAACACGUAUGAUGAAUCAGAGAGUCCUUCGAGAUGGCAGGUGCUCUGGCUACACAGGUACCCUGGAUUGCUUGUUACAGACGUGGAAGAAUGAAGGGUUUUUUGCUCUAUAUAAAGGGUUUUGGCCAAAUUGGUUGAGACUUGGUCCUUGGAAUAUCAUUUUCUUUGUGACAUAUGAACAGUUGAAGAAACUGGAUUUGUGACAAGACAAGGCUGCAUGAGACAUCCCUCUGAAAAUGCUAACUUCUGAAACAGUAAAGCUUCCUGUGUUUCCCUCUGCUUCUCACUGCUCGGCUCAUCACAGAUUCCAGGGUGUGAGCAACACAUGAAGAUUGGGUUAGUUCAGAUUGCUGUGUGUUGGCAUUGGAUGCUCUUCAUCAAACGUUUAAUGGCACAAACUGUAACAUCCAAACUCUUGUCUUUACCAUUGAAGCGCCCUUUGACAUCAAAGAUAAUAUAGGAUAAUAUAUGAAAUGCAUGUUUCUUGCUAAAGAAAACGUGCAAGAAAAUCUGGAGCUAUGUGCUGUUUUCUCCAGGGAGAGUAGCCCUGAUAUAUCCCUGCUUGUAGCUGAGAAUAUCAGACUACUCUAAAGAAGCUCAUCGGAAUCGUGGAAUGGAGUCUCCAAGAGGGUAUUGUUCCUGAACUUCUGGGAUCUUUCGCUUCUUGUCAGUGGAAGAAAUAUCAUGAGUAGAAACCUGGACUUUUCAACCCCAGGUAUAAACAGUGCAGGAAGUAGAUCCUUGGAAUAUUGCACUGCUUUGUAAUUUCCUAUUUCGGCAGGAUCUUUCACUUAUAAUAAGUGAUUGUAAGUCUUUGAAGACUUGACCUUUGUGAGGAAUUGUUACACUGUAUCAAUAUCUAAAUUCAUGGUGAUGUUAUACGUUGGCUUUGAAGGUUGUAAGGUCUGUACUGGUGGGAAGUAUUUUUAAGCAGUUUGGAUUCUGACUUAGGUAAUGUUAGUGAUUAUUUCUAUGCUUUUUGUUCUUUGGGUUUUUUUUUUUUUUUGACAAGGGUUUUGUUCUGUUGACCAGGCUAGGGUGUAAUGGUGUCAUCAUAGCUCAGUGCAACCUCAAAUUCCUGGGCUUAAGCCAUCCUCCUGCCUCAGCCUCCUGAGUAG
This is a messenger RNA of Lemur catta (Ring-tailed lemur), 2544 nucleotides long. RefSeq names its product solute carrier family 25 member 30 (gene SLC25A30). Gene Ontology annotation, biological process: mitochondrial transport. The record is from RefSeq and is a predicted model, not a curated record. Gene Ontology annotation, cellular component: mitochondrial membrane. Lineage: Eukaryota; Metazoa; Chordata; Mammalia; Primates; Lemuridae. The coding region runs from base 754 to 1629 and encodes 291 amino acids. The transcript is spliced from 11 exons.